Molecule: messenger RNA, 788 nt
Organism: Ochlerotatus camptorhynchus
Lineage: Eukaryota; Metazoa; Arthropoda; Insecta; Diptera; Culicidae
Exons: 5
Coding region: 174-695 (173 amino acids)
Source: RefSeq, a predicted model, not a curated record
GGUGGCGAUAUGCACUGAAUCGAGAAAUAAGGUUCAAUUUUCCGGAAGCGAUCAUAAAAGUGUGCGUGUGACUGUGCAAAGUCUGACCAAUUGAAGAAGAAGAAGGACCGGAGGAUUUCCACUCUAAAGUUAGCCACCCACAUCAACCCAAUCAACCUUGGGAGCCCGCCCAAAUGCCGUUCUUUACGAUCCCCAUCAGUCGUCUGCUGCCGUUGGUGCUGGUUCUACUGAUGGGACCGGAUCUUUCCCCAGUUCACGGCCUACGGUGCUAUUCCUGCAGUGUCACCGCCAACUCGGGCGACAAAAAGUGCAUCAGCGAUCCAUCCAGCGUCGAAGGGCAGAGCGUUGUCAAUUGCAACCGGAAGUACUGUACCAUCCAGCGGCAGGAAUUGAUUGAUCCCCCCGACAAAAUCAACACAUUUCUGCGUGGCUGCGAAGAGGAUCCACUGUUCCUCGAUGACGUCCUCGAUGAUCCCACGUUUCGAACGUACUUCCGAUCGUGCUCUUCGGAUUUGUGCAAUUCUGGUGACGGGUUGGACAGUGCCAGUGGACAUUCUGGCCUCGACGCAGGAGCUUCGGACAAUUUACUUGUUCCCGGUCUGAUCGGCUCAGCUCCCAGCAUAGGAGGAAGCUUGUUGAGGGUAUCACUGUUCCUGCCAAUAUUAGCGGCUCUUUGGGGAAAUAUUAUAAGCUAAUCCUAAGCAAAAUCUAGAUCACUUAGUUUCUAUAUUCAAACGAGAUUCGCCAGAUAUUAAAAUUCUAAGCUGAACUAAUCUGUACGCAGCAAA